This is a messenger RNA of Arctia plantaginis, 660 nucleotides long. The record is from the annotation of a GenBank genome assembly. Lineage: Eukaryota; Metazoa; Arthropoda; Insecta; Lepidoptera; Erebidae.
AUGAAUGAGACUCUCAAAUCAGAUUCGGACUGUGCAGUUUGUUUACAAAAAUGCAACCACCCUACCAAAUUACCAUGUGGACAUGUUUUUUGUUUCCUUUGUGUCAAGGGCAUUGCUUUCCAAAGUAGAAAAUGUGCCAUGUGCCGGGCUGAAAUUCCUCAAAAUUACUUAGAUAAUCCUAUAUUACUGGAGAGUUUAUCAACUGGGGGAGUUGGUGGAAAAUAUGACGAGCGUAGUAACACUGAAUUAGAAACGGCUUAUAAUGCUGGUGAUCCAGCUUGUACCCUACUGCUUGCUGGGACAUUGUACAACAUAGAUUUCCAUAGCAUGACACAAGUCCGGCGAAGUGACCAAACUAGGCGUCGUCGUGUACGUCGUGAUACACCAAUGUUCCCGUCCAAAGGAAUAGCAGGCAUAAAGACUUAUAACGCAACUGCUAUACCGAUACAGACCGAUAGUGAUGAAUCUGAUGAGGUCGAAGUUAUUGAAGUGGAUAAUCAAGUUAUAGAAAUUAGUGAUAGUGAUGAUAGUGUACUUAUGGAAAUCGAGACUGUCCAGGCUGAUGUCAUCAGUGACAUUGUUAAUAGAAUCAGUGCGGUUAAUUUAGAAGAAUCAACCAAUUCCGAAAAUCACGAAGAAAACUUAUCAUUUGGAACUUAA